AUGAACACUAAACUUGUGACUCUCUGCGUGCUAUUACUUGUUGUCAGCGGAGCUGCUGCUCGACAAUGUUAUCAGUGUGCUGCGUGUCCAAAACCUUUCAAAGGAAAUGAAGCAGGUGUGACCAAAGUCGAUGUUGGCGAUUAUGAUUAUUGCUUCAAAUCAAUAGUACCCAUCGUUGGUACAAUAGUAAAAGGUAGUGCUGGUAGAGAUUGCAAUCCUGUCGGCUCGACAUAUCUCUGUUGCAAAGGUGAUUUAUGCAACGGAUCAACAUCAGCUAUGUUCAAUGUUAAACUUUUGACGGGAAUGGUAGCAGCAUUUUUUGCAAUUCGAUUCUUUUAUUGA
Messenger RNA from Adineta ricciae, 342 nucleotides. The record is from the annotation of a GenBank genome assembly. NCBI's taxonomy places the organism in Eukaryota, Metazoa, Rotifera, Eurotatoria, Adinetida, Adinetidae.